AUGGAGGUUGCAGCCUCGGUAGUGGGGCUUUUUAUGGCCGCCGGGAAGGUCGCUUCGGUUUUGCAAGAGCUUCUAUCUUCGGUCAAAAAUGCGCCUGCUAUCGCCAAGCAAAUCAAUGACGAAGUUAUCCACUUUCGCUAUAUCAUUCUCAAGAUUGAGGAAACGGUGAUUGAAGGUAGAAAUCUCGAUUCCAAGCGCGCCGCCAUGAUCGACGUCAACCAUCUGUGCGCCGCGCUCACCGCAGCGGUUUCCACAUUUUCCGAGCUUGAAAACGAGUUAGACCGAAUUAAAGCUCGCGGAAAGAUGGAUCUCUGGGAUAGAGUGAAGUGGAUGAGAGCCGAAAAGAAUCUUCUUAAUAUCUCCCUGCGCUUAAAUAGACACCAGACAUCUUUAACCCUUAUAUUUACGAUUCUCACCAGCGAGUCCGUUGCUCGGGCGCUGUCAAGCAAGGAGCGCCUUAGUAGCGAGUUUGACGCCGAAUCGCGGGCUGUAGCUGAUACUCAAGACGGUGAUACAGGUUCUCAAUCGAACUCGAACACAUUCAUUCGUACAGUACCCGACCCCUUACUUAGAAGCUAUCAAUUUGAGUCCAGCUUGUCUCGAUCUCGCGCAUAUCAAAGGGCGGGAGAUUCCGACUCCAUAUUGUCAUUGGACACCCUGCGGAGUAGAAUUGGGCGAUGGUCAAUUUAUACAGCGUUCUCGAAUGACUCUGUGUUCUCUAUGCCGGUAUCGCUCCGCGAAGUGUCGGGAAUUAGUAUUGCAGAGAAGUCCAUAGCCCCCGUUCUUUUGCCGAUCGCCGUAGAUUCCAUCUAUCACAAUGAGCAUUAUCGAACAGGCGCCAAGCGACGAGGAUUAAUGAGGGCACCGACCCCAGAGUUUGGCCUUCAUGCUGCUGCUAGGGAAGGACGAUACGAUGAGAUUCGCGACUUACUUCGGCGUGGUGGUUUGGACGCCAACCAGGAAGACCACAAUGGAGACACCGCCUUGGUAAUUGCCAUUCGAAACUUACAUACACGUACAGUAGAGGUCCUGCAACUGUUCGGUGCGGAGGUGCGGCCUGGGGAGGUUGUUCAACUCUUUAAUGGGCAUUUGACAAGCGUGGAGCUCGCUAUAUUUGCGCUAAAACACGCAUCUGACCUGGGUCCUCUCAUCCCACAAAGUUGCGUGACAGAAGCCUUGAGAGAGUCUGGAGUUGCAAGAGCUGAGGUUGGCAUAAAGGCGAUAUUUCAGGAAUCGCUUAGCAUAAAAGAUGGUCUUCAGACAAUUCAAAAAGGACUCUUCCACCUCAUCCGAGGAUCGAAAGAGAAGAAACCCGACAUCAUUGCAUUCGCCUUGGAGAGGGUAGCUGAACUGAACGCUGCCCCUGCGUUCCAUGACGCGUUGACAUCCAGGGUGACAAAAGGAAGCUUGGUUCUCAUUGCACUAUUAUUUGGUGUAAAUACAUAUGGUGCUGUAGUCGAAGGUUCACUGCGUGCCUUUCUCCAACCAGAUGAUAGUGUUAUGGUUAGAAUUCUGUUGGAAGCAGGAGCGGGCCCGGAUCGUACCAACGGGUUACUUGGUGAGGCGUAUAUAGAGCUUGUGGAUGUCGGCCAAACAACACUUCAUGCAGCAGUUCUCAGUAAUACUUUGAGCUCUCUCGAUGCUCUAUUAAAUGAAGGGUUUGACAUCAAUUCCACGAAUGGAAAUGGCGAGACAGCGUUGCAUCUCGCUUUACAGCGGGGAUGCGUGUCAAUCGCCAAGACUUUGAUGGGUCGUGGCGCAGCAGUAAACGUUCCAAAUAUACUUGGCAACACACCGCUAAUCAUAGCAGCUGCGAGAAAAAUCAUGUCCCCGCAAUAUGUGUCUAUAAUUGAUGACCGUCUAAGUGAGCGUGCAAAUAUGGAUGUUACAUUCUCUUCCGGGGAGACCAUCUUACACGUUGCCGCCGUGUACGGGGACCGUGACCUAGUCUGGCAACUCCUGGAGGCGGGAGCAAAUCCCAGCGCGAAAGAUGACGGUGGCCGUACCGCAGAUCAGUGCACCCCGGAUGAGUGGAUUGUUUCGGCAAUCAGGCUCAGACUCAAAACUGACAGAACCAAGAUGACACCAGAAAACGAUACGAAUAUAUCAACCCUACGAACAGAAACAGGUCCAUAA
Molecule: messenger RNA, 2136 nt
Organism: Morchella importuna
Lineage: Eukaryota; Fungi; Ascomycota; Pezizomycetes; Pezizales; Morchellaceae
Exons: 6
Coding region: 1-2136 (711 amino acids)
Molecular function (GO): protein binding
Source: RefSeq, a predicted model, not a curated record